GGCGGCCGCGGCGCACCCUGCGCGGAGCCGGGAGCGCGAUGGUCCGCCGCCGCAGCGCGGCAAGAUGCUGGAUGGGUCCCUGCUGGCGCGCUGGCUGGCCGCGGCCUUCGGGCUGACGCUGCUGCUCGCUGCGCUGCGCCCUUCGGCCGCCUACUUCGGGCUGACUGGCAGCGAGCCCCUGACCAUCCUCCCACUGACCCUGGAGCCUGAGGCAGCUGCCCAGGCUCACUUUAAGGCCUGUGAUCGGCUGAAAUUAGAGCGCAAGCAAAGGCGCAUGUGCCGGCGGGACCCGGGCGUGGCGGAGACGCUGGUGGAGGCAGUGAGCAUGAGCGCGCUCGAGUGCCAGUACCAGUUCCGCUUUGAGCGCUGGAACUGCACCCUGGAGGGCCGCUACCGCGCCAGCCUGCUCAAGAGAGGCUUCAAGGAGACCGCCUUCCUCUAUGCUAUCUCCUCGGCCGGCCUGACACACGCCCUGGCCAAGGCGUGCAGCGCCGGGCGCAUGGAGCGCUGCACAUGUGACGAGGCACCGGACCUGGAGAACAGAGAGGCCUGGCAGUGGGGUGGCUGCGGGGACAACCUCAAGUACAGCAGCAAGUUCGUUAAGGAGUUCCUGGGCAGGCGGUCAAGCAAGGACCUGCGAGCCCGCGUGGACUUCCACAACAACCUCGUGGGUGUGAAGGUGAUCAAGGCCGGGGUGGAGACCACGUGCAAGUGCCAUGGUGUGUCAGGUUCCUGCACCGUACGGACUUGCUGGCGGCAGCUGGCACCCUUCCACGAGGUGGGCAAGCACCUAAAGCACAAGUAUGAGACGGCGCUCAAGGUGGGCAGCACCACCAACGAGGCCACGGGUGAGGCAGGUGCCAUCUCCCCACCACGGGGCCGGGCCUCAGGGGUGGGCAGUGCUGACCCGCUGCCCCGCACACCCGAGCUUGUGCACCUGGACGACUCACCCAGUUUCUGCCUGGCCGGCCGCUUCUCCCCAGGCACAGCUGGCCGCAGGUGCCACCGUGAGAAGAACUGUGAGAGUAUCUGCUGUGGCCGCGGCCACAACACGCAGAGCCGGGUGGUGACAAGGCCCUGCCAGUGCCAGGUACGCUGGUGCUGCUAUGUGGAGUGCCGGCAGUGCACACAGCGCGAAGAGGUCUACACCUGCAAGGGCUGAGCCCAGGCCCUCCAGCCCUGCAGUGUGCACACAGUGAGAGGAGGUCUACACCCACAGGGGCUGAGCCCAGGCCCUCCAGCCCUGCCGUGUGCACACAGUGAGAGGAGGUCUACACCCUCAGGGGCUGAGCCCAGGCCCUCCAGCCCUGCCGUGUGGGGUGUAGGCAAUGCACACAGUGAGAGGAGGUCUACACCUACAGGGGCUGAGCCCAGGCCCUCCAGCCCUGCCUGGGGUGUAGGAAAUGCACGGAGUGCAGGGUUCACACCUGCAAGGACUGAACCCCGGCUGUGGCAGGCAUUGUGCAGCAGGAGGCAGCUCCAGCUGCAAGGGCUGAGCCCAGGGCCCCAGGGUUGGUGUCUGGGUCAGCUGUGGAGGCCAGCUUCUGUCUGGCCUCCCCAACCCCUGUGCUCCUGCCCAAGGCCUGAGCUUUCUCCCAUGACCCGAGAGCGUUGCAGCAAUGCUUUCUCAGCUGUCUCCAUCCCUGACACCAGUCCCCCCAUCUGGGCCCCAGUCUGUUGGCUGCCCCUCCCCACCUCCGGGCUCCCUCUGAGGCUUGGAGGGCAGGUGCACCUUUGUGACCACAAGGCCGCCAUGGGGCACGGGCCUGGCCCGGCACCCAGCACCAGCACUGUCUUCAGAGAGCCAAACCACUAGGAGAGUGCACAGCCCUCCAUCUCCAGGGCCCUGCUGCCCAGGCGCCCGGGCGGGGAGGACUCUGCCUUCCCUCUCUGACAUCGAGCACUUCUCUUUGGAGUGAGUAUCAGUAACUUUAAGUUAUUAUAUAUUAUUAUUAUUAUUAUUAUUUAACUAAUAUAAUAAUUAUUAUUUUCUCCAUCCCCUUUGCCUCUUGGGCUGACUCUGUCUUGCCCUGAGCUGGGCAGGGAGGGCUCCUCUGUCCCUGUGCUCCAGUCUUCCUCCCGACCUGUUUGCCCUGUCGUUUGAAACCACUAAAUUGAGAUGAUAUUGUUAAAUGAAGCAAGUGGCCUGCAGAGCUUCUUGGAAGCCGGCCCCCCACCCCAUGCCAAGAGGACAGUGCCACUUGGUGGCUGUGCUCUGUACCUUAUGGGCAGAAAGUCAACACCAGGGUCUCUUGCAGAUUCUGGGCCUUGGGGUGGCAGAGGGGUGGGCUUGGUGAAAGAGGCAAGGCCAUCCUUUGAAAGUUCAUCCCAUGGAGAGACCACACUUGCUCGUGUGUCACAGGGGUGGGGGCAGGCAGGGACAGACGCACUUGGAGAGUCUCUGGCUGGCCUCUGACAGUGGCACACCCUUCUUUGGGGCCAUGCUGUUGUUUUAUCAGGGGGAGGGGUGACCGACACUGACCUAGUUUGGUUUGAGCAUGUGUGUGUGGGGUGUGUGUGUUGCGUGAGUGUAGGUCGUGUGUGCAUACUGUGCUGGUGUGGUCAGCGGUCACUUGGGUUGUCCCACCUCCUUGGUGUACCACAUAGUGGCCCUUUGGCUCACAGAGGUCUGGCCUGCAGUUUUUUUGGGUGGGUGGCCUCAUGUGGGAUGGGGUCUGGGAGGAGGCAGGUGUGGAACUACUGAGCAAGGAAUGGGCUCCUCAGAGCCCGGUGUCCAGGAAGCAAAGGGGAAACUGUUUUUGAAAGGAAGCCUGUUUAUGUGGCUGCAGGUCUCUGGUCCUUCUGAAUGGUGUCAGUACCAUUUAUUCUCCUGGGUUCAGAUGGCAGCCCUUGGUCAAGGCCCCGUCCCAGCAAGUGAGUGUGGGUGGGCUGUGUGAGGGCUGCAUCCAGGUGACCAGAGGGGCAGAGUAGCUGGCGGGCCCGGGGGGCCUGUCCUCCCAGGUGUCCACACCUGCCAGUGUCCCAAGCAGCAGGCCUGGCCACUCUGCCCCUGAGACUGGAGCUCAGUCGUGUGAUUCGUGGAAAGACACCCAAGGGCCAGGGUCUUCUUACCCAAUACCAGUUGAGCUCUGUCCUCAACAUUCAGAACAGGCUCUUCACCCGAGGCGGCCUGCAGAGGUCUGUUGGUGGUUUUGUUUCUCUCUAAAGACACACAGAGCGUCCUGCUCAGUGAGGAGGCCACCGUGCCGGCUGCGGCCUCUGACCUUGUGGGACAGCGUGGAAGGAGCUGUUCUGUGGGGCGCGGAGCCAGUGGUCUCCCUCUGCCCCAUCCACCUGCUCCCACCAGCCCAGCGGGGGCCUGACCUGAGCCUGCCUCUGGCCGGGUGGGUGGCCCAGGAGGGAGGGGCGUCCCUGUGCUGAGGCUCCCGUGAGCCUGUUGAUUUCUCUACCUCAUCUGUAGCCCGUGGGUGUGAACCCGAGUGACUGUGGAGAAUGUAUUUAUUUAACAGCUUUGUAUAACAGAACCAGAAACAAAUGGAGUACUAAAUAAAUGUAUUUUAAGUUA
This is a messenger RNA of Marmota monax (woodchuck), 3526 nucleotides long. RefSeq names its product Wnt family member 9A (gene Wnt9a). NCBI's taxonomy places the organism in Eukaryota, Metazoa, Chordata, Mammalia, Rodentia, Sciuridae. Gene Ontology annotation, molecular function: frizzled binding; cytokine activity. Gene Ontology annotation, biological process: canonical Wnt signaling pathway; cell fate commitment; neuron differentiation. The transcript has 4 exons. The record is from RefSeq and is a predicted model, not a curated record. Bases 65 to 1162 code for a protein of 365 amino acids. Gene Ontology annotation, cellular component: extracellular region.